AUGAGAUAUUUAUGGAAAACCAAUAACUCUUACAUAUCAGAAUAGUUAAACAUUCAAAUCAAGCAUUGGAGGGCUCUUAACUAUAAUUACAAAAUUGUCCAUAUUGAUCUUCUUCCUAUUAGAGGCAGCGAAUCAGUCUCUUUGUCGAUAAUUAAUGAUUGGUCCUAAACAAUCACUCCAAUUAUACACAGAUAUGCUCUUGUAUCAAUCUCAUAGAUGAGCUUUGGAUUCGUCGUCAAGGAUGAAACAUUAGUCUGGGAGACCAGGGAAGAUGACUUUCCUCUGAUUAGGUGCCCUCCUGGAAGAUUUUUAGGCGAGAAAAAAAUAACAGAAACUUUGAAUAUUGAGUCUUCAUUCUUAUGCCCUGAUAAUUUCAAUCUAACUCUUUAGGGAAGCUUUACCAGCAAAUAGGCUAAAUUUCUAAGAAUUAAUGUAAGAAGAUGCGAGGAAAGCAGAUUGAAAAAAAUUUAUCCCAAUGAGACAUGUGCCAGUUCAACUGAAAUAGAUAAAGUGUUUGAAAAUAUGCAGCUAUUUAUUCCCAUGUUCAAUUAGUAUUUUGAUGACUAUGAUCAUUCACCUAACCCAAUUAAAACGACAAUACAAAAUUCCUAUUUUACUACAUUACCUAAUGUUGCUUAGUCCUAUUUUAUGAAAAUUUCUCAAAACAAAGCUGUCAUAAGGGAUUCGUAUUUAUCUAAUAAUAUUCACGAAUAGACUUUUCUCUAUUACACAAUAAGAUAGGAAUACCAAUUUAACAAACUUCAUGACAGUACUUUCUCUCCUAUUCAAAUCACAGUAGCGUUAGAUGAAAACUUUAAAUAAACUAUUAGAGAGACCUAUACAUUAGCAGAUGCUCUCUCAAAUACAGGUGGUUUUAUGUAGAUUGUAAAUAUAAUUGCUAUGUUCUUAGUUAGUGGAAUAUAGAAUAAACUAUAUUACUUCUCUAUUAUUAAGGAAUUACUUAUCCAUAAAGAAUAUUAACCAAAAUAAAGAGUAAAAGGAAGAUUUGAAUUUUUGAUGGAAGAAAAAUCUGUUAAUGGAAUGAUUUCAACAAAAUUAAAAGAUAAUGAAGAUUUAUUAAAUUAAACGAAUCGAAAAGAAACAAACAUAAAUUCUUCUAGAUCUUAUAAUAAAAUGGAAUUACUUGGUCUUAUUAAGUAGUGA
Messenger RNA from Stylonychia lemnae, 1164 nucleotides. The record is from the annotation of a GenBank genome assembly. Lineage: Eukaryota; Ciliophora; Spirotrichea; Sporadotrichida; Oxytrichidae.